AUGGCGGAACCCAUAAACACCAAGAUGGAUGACCACACAUCGCCGCCUCCACUGCAGUCACUCAGCAACUCCGUGGCAUCGGUCGGCCGCUCGAAGCCGCCUAGUCUCAAGAUGAGCUCCAGCCCAAGCCCCCACCGCUCCAGCUUUGCCGAGCACAUGCGCGGGGCGCCUCCUUCGCCGCGCGCAUCGCGCAAGCCGUCUCUCUCGCAGCAAGCACUGCAAGAUCUGCUUAACAACCCGCCGACAAAAGCGGGCGAUCCGCAGUUUCAUGGACGUGACUGGAAAACGAUCAGACUGGGCGAGAUUGUGGAUCCAAGUUUGGUGCGCUUUGCCGAAUACGACACCACCGUUGAGGAUGCCACGAGUUUGUUGGUCAGGCACGGCGCCCCCAACGUCGUACUCCUCCGCGAGAACCCAGACUCCAACCAUGUCACGGGAACAUUCGACUACAGCGACUUGAACGCAUACCUCCUCCUCGUAGUCGGCCUCGCGCACCCUGAUCAAGAAGACAUAGCCUCCUUUGACGAGCUCGCCAAGAAGGGGAGAGAGGGAAAGCCGAUCCCGCUCAGAGACGUGAAAGAAGUUGGCAUGAAAAAGGAGCCACUUAUCACCCUCCCAGAGACCGCCGACCUGACCAAAGCUAUCGAAGUAUUUGGCAGUGGUGUUCAUAGGGUGCUGGUUACAAAGGAGGACACAACAGACGUCAUUGGUGUUCUUACUCAGUUGACGUUGGUUCGGUUCUUCUGGGAGAAUCGGCAGAGCUUCCCAGCGGUUGACCAGCUGUACCCGCAGCUGAUCAAAGAUUUGGACAUUGGAUCGAAGAGCGUCUUGGCUAUCAACGGUGAUGCGCCUCUAGCAGCUGCUCUGGAGCUCAUGAACAACGAGGGCGUUUCAUCCUUGCCAGUUCUCGACGCAUCGAACAACGUUAUUGGCAACAUUUCGCACAUCGAUGUCCGACUCCUCACCAAAUCCACAUCUCUGCCUCUCCUCCGCUCGUCCUGCAUCCACUUCAUAACAGUCAUCCUCUCUGAACGCGGCGUGGACGAUGGUCAAGAUUCCUUCCCCGUUUUCCACGUCAACCCCUUCAGCACGCUGGCCCACACGGUAGCAAAACUAGUAGCAACCCGCUCCCACCGCAUGUGGGUCGUUGACGAACCAUCUCCUUCAUCCUCAGGCCCGUCCACUCCCGCCAUCACGCCCGCUACCUUUGUCCCACCAUCGCCAAUCACACCUCUGCCACCACAAGUUUCGGGCGCUCCAAUACCAGUCAAUUCGAUCGCACCCACUCACCUCGCGAGCACGGGAGCCGUGGCACCUGCGAUUUCCGCGUCGGCAAUUACAGGCGCGAAUCUAUCUGGCAGACUCAGCGGCGUUAUCAGUCUUACCGAUGUUCUUAAUGUCUUUGCAAGGGUGAGUGGCUUGCAUCCUCAUGACCCUGACGAUGCACGACGCGCACGGCGGAGGAGCAGCUCGAGCAGUAUGCGCGCGAGCAUGGACAGCUCGCGCAGCGAAAGCGUGUCUGGUAUCGCGGGUCGUCGGAGCAGUGUCAGCGAGCGGGAAAAGAACGUCCAGGGGCUGGGCAUCUCGAGGGGACGUGGGGUUUGA
Messenger RNA from Dothidotthia symphoricarpi CBS 119687, 1605 nucleotides. RefSeq lists its product as uncharacterized. Lineage: Eukaryota; Fungi; Ascomycota; Dothideomycetes; Pleosporales; Dothidotthiaceae. Gene Ontology annotation, molecular function: protein serine/threonine phosphatase inhibitor activity. Gene Ontology annotation, biological process: cellular response to glucose starvation; regulation of mitotic metaphase/anaphase transition. The record is from RefSeq and is a predicted model, not a curated record. The transcript has 4 exons. The coding region runs from base 1 to 1605 and encodes 534 amino acids.